Neomonachus schauinslandi (Hawaiian monk seal) is the source of this 2431-nucleotide messenger RNA. RefSeq lists its product as uncharacterized. Lineage: Eukaryota; Metazoa; Chordata; Mammalia; Carnivora; Phocidae. The transcript has a single exon. The coding region runs from base 1607 to 2356 and encodes 249 amino acids. The record is from RefSeq and is a predicted model, not a curated record.
AAAUUUGUGGAGGUGCUCCAUGUCUUGUGACAAUUAAAAAAAAAAAGAUUCCAGCUUUUAUCUUCACAAAACAAUGGGAGUUAGGGCAGUGAGGGUGGACAGGACAGAACAAGGCCAGCUACUCUGGGUAGCCAGCAGCAGUCUCUUCAUCUUGAAGACCUCAUUAGGGGCUCCUAGGAUUCAGCUGCCCCAGAAAAAGUUCAGGGCUACAUGGUGCAGGUUUCCUUUUGUCUGUCUUGGUAAGUCCAAAAGAAGUUCUUAAAUACUGUCCAGAGAGGCCUCAGGGGAAUCAGCUUCUACCGACCCCUUCCACCACCCCUUGAAGUUCCUCGCCUUGGCGGGCCAGAGUUCAUGUUACUCCCUCUCCCCCAGUUACUGCCACUCCGGCCCCCUCUGGAAGGAGUACCGCUGCCUGGAGGGCCUCCAAAAGGUUCGUCUCUGUGGUAGCCAUCAUGGUGAUCUCCAUCCAAGGAGCUGGAGCGCCCAGAUUUUGGCACUCUCUGGGAAGGUCCUGGGCCCCCUCGGCCUUUGCCUUCUCGAUCCUCAGAAGGACCCCCUGGGGCUUCCAUUUCUCUGUGCUCCGAGGUCCCUGGCCCAUCAUGCCAGGGACGCUUUCGGGGUGGCAGGGAUGCCAUGUCCAUGCCCUGGAGAGAAGAGAAACGUUCUCUGCUAGCUGGGGAAUGACCAUCGUGAGGGGGAUGAUCAGGGCGAGGAGCAUCACAGAAAUGUUCAUGACCUGGCCCUGGCUCUCUAUUUCCAUCCCAGGAGUCUGGUUUCCGUCCUCCUUCAAAGCGAGGGAAUUCAUCAGGAGUGGGGAGUAAACCCUUCCUUCCUCCUCGUGGGGUACCCCGACCUCGACCUCUGAGAUCUCUUCCUCGGGCUGCUUCAUCAGAAGGAUCAAAAUUCUCCUCUGGACCAAAGUCUUCAGGACCAGGAAAACUGUCCCUUCCUCUGGGGAGGGGCACGGCCCUCAUGUCUUGGGGGUGCUCCUCUUCUAAAGCUUUCUUCUCUGAGCCCUCGAAAACGUGGGUCCUCAGGAUCCCGGGGGAAUCGUUCAUCUCCAGGUCUGCGGCCUUCCCAAGCCCCUGGAGGGCCCCGGGCUGCUCCCCGGCCAUCCCCCUCGCUGAAUUCCCUGUGAUCAGGCGGAAACGGAGGCCCGGGGCCCCCACACCUCCACUUCUCUUCUUGUGGUAAAGGUCCUCCUCGCCCCUCAAAUUCACGUAAUCGGUGGCCAAAGCGCUUGUCCGGGUGGAAGUCAUCUGGUCUGCUGAAGUCAUCAGGGAAGUCGGGGUGAGGGCCGCGCCUAUCAGGGGGACCCCUGUAGUCCUGGCCGCCCCGGAAAGAGGCCCCCUCUCGGGCCCGUACUCAGGGCCGCUGCUCUGCUCAUGCCACCUCUCUGACAUGGGGCCCAUGUGAUGGUUGGGAGGGCCGCGUGAGUCACCUUUGUUAGGGCCAGGUCCUUGUCCAGGGUUAAGAGGGGGGAUGCGACCUUGUGCUCCCUGCUGCCCUAGGCCUGGUAUCAGGGGUGGGGGGCCUGUGUUCUGUCCUUCCUGAUUGAAGGGGGCCCGGGACCCAUCACCUAGCAGAGCUGUUUUCUGCUGCUGGAAUGGUAUUGGCCCUUGAGAUGGAUGUGGCCCUCUUGCCGGGUUCUGCUGUCCCUGAGGUCCAGGGGGCCCUUGCAUGCCACCCUGGGGUGGCGGCCCCAAAGAGCCCUGGGGCGGCCCCUGCUGACCUUGUGAGCCUGGAGGCCCUCACAAUUCCUGGGGGGGGCCCAGCAUGGAUCCUUGGGCUGGAGGCCCCUGCAUGCCUCGCAUCUCCUGAGGGCCUCGCAUCUCCUGAGGGCCAUGUCCCAGCAGUCCACUUGGAGGGUGAGGUCCUCUCAUCUCUUGAGGCGGAUGGCCCAUCAUCAUCCCUUGGGGAACAGGACCCUGAUUUUCUCGGGGGCCUGGAGGACCCUGCAUUCCUCUUGGAUUCAAUCCCAUCAGAGGUCCCUGAGACACAGGACCUUGGAUCCCUUGAGACCCUGGCCCACCUUGUAUCCCAUGAGGAUGAGGAGGUCCUUGCAUUCCUCUGGGACCAGGUAGUCCCUGCAUACCUUGAGUACCAGGAGGUCCCUGAGGGCCCAAGUGACCCUGGGGACCAGGUGGGCCUUGAGGGCCUAUGUGACCUUGUGGGCCAGGUGGACCCUGAGGACCCAUAUGACCUUGAGGACCAGAAUUACCCUGUGGUCCAGGUGGUCCUUGAGGUCCCAAAGGGCCAUGAGGUCCAGGAUGCCUCUGCAUUCCUUGGGGCCCAUGCAUGUCCUGAGGCCUCAGCAACCCCUGGGGCAGGCCCUGGGGCCCUUGUGGUCCCAUGAAUCCUUGCGGCCCCCCACCUCCCUGAUGCAGUGGAGGACCUUGUGGUCCCAUUUGUCCCUGGGGUCCAGGGGGUC